This is a messenger RNA of Phaeodactylum tricornutum CCAP 1055/1, 1879 nucleotides long. RefSeq lists its product with no specific name. The transcript is spliced from 2 exons. Bases 21 to 1829 code for a protein of 602 amino acids. The record is from RefSeq and is a predicted model, not a curated record. NCBI's taxonomy places the organism in Eukaryota, Bacillariophyta, Bacillariophyceae, Surirellales, Neidiaceae.
AAAAGCAAGAUGCACGAACCAUGAUGGUGCGAGUCCUUCCGACUCGCGAACGACGAGGCCGUACUUGGUGUCGCUGUCUAGUCUUUAGAGUAUUCCUCGUCUUGACGCUCUUGUACGGAGUAUUGCAACGCAAUGCGACGCCCUCAACGGAAACAUCCUCGAGCCGGACGGACGUGCCGCACCAACGAGCCAUGCCCGGCAUCGUCCUCACGUCAGUGGUUUCCAGUCUCGACGCUUUCCAACCAACGCAAUCCCAGAAGUUGCCCACAACAAACACCACAAUCUGCAAUGCCAAAGGAUGUUGGCGCAACACGCAGUUGCCCACGACUCGGGGUAGCCAAAGUCCGCCGGUGGCCGCUCCGGUGUGGUACUGGAACUACCAUGCGGUCCUUGCCGCGCACACGGGGCGACAAUCCAGUCGCAUCCUGGAGUUGCGUUCCAUCGAUUCUCGGCAUCGGUUACCGCCUAUCGCGUACGAGAACGUGACGGCCUUUCUCGACGCGGCGGUCCCUCCGCUCGACGACGAGCGCUGGUGGCGAUCCGAGGGCACCAAGGAACUCUUGUUUACCUACAACCCUUCCAUUCUCCACGACAGCCGUUUCUUGGCGUCGUUUCGUGUUUCGAACCAAAAUUAUUGCUUCCAUCCCUACGAUCGACAACGACUGCAACCGACCGGGACCGGAAGCAAACGGAUGACCGGCACUAAUCAUUUGGGUCUCGCCUUGUUGGACGCCAACUUGCGGGUGCUUUCGGACCAAGUGGUGGACGUAUCGCAUAUAUUCCACACCGUCGAAGACUUUCGUUUGGUCCGCAUCGCCGACGACCUCUACCUUUCCAGUUUUGAUGAGAUUGUGCCCUUUUGGCUCUGGUCGUCUACGUCGAUCAGGGACGGUAGCAGUACUACACCCACGGUACUCCCAACUACUGUGUUUCCACCAUUGCACUGUAAAGACAACGGUGACAAGGCACGUUUGUUCGCAUCCACGCCGCCGUGGUCCAUUGCAAUUCGCGACUACACAUCCUGUGCUCCCUGCGGGAAAGUAAAGACGACGAGUCGACGAGUCGCAUCGUGUGGUAAGAAUUUCAAUUACUUUGCGGAUCCUCGCAGUGGCGACAAGAAUCCGUCAACCUCCGUGCGCGUGGAAAUUUGGCCGUCGGCACCGCACAUUGUGCGGACGGUUCAACUCGAGAAAUCCUGUGAUCGAAGGCCAGAGCCCGUCAGUAUUGUGACCGACUUCGACCCGCCACCGUCGUUCGCCACGCUUGAAGCCCUGUACGGACCACCGCAUGGUGAGCAGAUUUUGACCCGGGGUCGGGGUGGUGCCUGCUGUAUUGACCUGAACCGCACGCUGGCAACGACCAGAGGCUUGACAACACAGAGGCUCUUGGUCGGUAUUCAACACAGCAAAUCACGUCCGCAAACGAGACGACACGCCAAUUCCACUCCUCGCGUCACACCGAACCAUUACCUCUCGCGUUGGUACGCCUUUGAAGCGACGGAACCGUACCGUAUUGUGGCCCAAUCGGGAUACUUUUGUUUCGGGUUCCCCGACGCGACCGACAAUGCCCACGCAAAUAGCGGGAGUAUGCUUGCCGUUACCACAUGGCGUUAUCUGAAGCUAGGCGACCAAAUUCCCAUACCAGAGUGUCCCCGUAUUCAUUUUGUGAGUGGACUGACGCUCGACGUUCGUGACCCUACAAAAGUCGUUGUUGCGUACGGAAUCAAUGAUUGCGUUUCGGGAUUUGUGGCGCUUACCAUUGCGGGAGUGGAGCAGCUCUUGUUUAGGAACGUGUCGGCAUCGGUCAAAGCUGCACGAACCAAACGAUAAGAAAUGCGGGUAGUGUACAAAAAGCUAUAGUGUAAAGGUUUAGUGUCGAU